Messenger RNA from Penicillium roqueforti, 1494 nucleotides. RefSeq lists its product as uncharacterized. The transcript has 5 exons. NCBI's taxonomy places the organism in Eukaryota, Fungi, Ascomycota, Eurotiomycetes, Eurotiales, Aspergillaceae. Bases 1 to 1494 code for a protein of 497 amino acids. The record is from RefSeq and is a predicted model, not a curated record.
AUGGGCCCAUAUGUGCCGCCAGGCCAGUCGCCACCCUUCGAGGUCGUCGAUGACUUACAUCAUGGCGCAUGGGUGAUAAUUACCGCCGCGCUGGGACUGGUCGUAUCUCUCGCAUGUUUCUUGAUUCGGCUAUAUGUGCGGCUCAUGCUGAUUCCGCCGUUUGCGCGCGACGAUUGGAUUUUGUUGGGUGCUACAGCUACCGCUGUGGUACAAUCAAGUCUCAUCUUUUAUGCGUGCUCGCGCGGGUUCGGGACUUCUAUAUCGUUAUUGAAGGAUGGUCGACUCGAUCAGAUCCAGGCAUUAAUUGCAGCAAGCGAUAUCAUCGCGCUGAUAAUAAUUUACCUCUCCAAAUGCUGUGUCGUGGCUAUCUACCUCCGCCUCACGCCUCAGAAACCACAUAACCGCGCAUCCUGGGCGACAUUAGCUCUGUGCACUGCCUGGGUUAUCCCUGCUAUAUUCAUUGUCCUAGUUAACUGUGAGCUAAACACACCUUGGCGGAGUGAUGGUGGGCAAUGCAACGACUUGUACAUACGAUGGCAAUUCAUCGCAGCAGUCGAUGUUAUAACCGAGCUCCUUCUCUUCAUCUUAGCCGUGGUCCUCCUCAAAGGCCUAUUUAUGUCCGUUCGCCGCAAACUAGCCGUCGGCUUCGCAUUUAUAUUCCGCUUUCCCCUCAUAAUAUUCUCCUUAAUCCACAUCUCAACCCUCCACACGGCCCUAAAGAGCAAAGAUACAACCCUCGCCGCCGUCAACCCAACAGUCUGGAUGCAAGUCGAGCUCCAGUACGCCCUAGUCGCAUGCAGCGUAUUCUGUCUGCGACCCUUCAUGGCAGCCGUUAGCACUAACUACGGUACGGCGGGUGACUCAACGCUGGAAGGUAGCGCGUCGAGAUCAAACGGAACAAGAGAAGGCUCGAAGACCGGGUCUGGGUCGGGCUCGAAUCCAAAUACCGCUUCGAGGUCUGUGUCACAUUCUCGCAUGCAGAGGAAAAGAGUUGGUACAGGGUCAAGACUGCCACCGGUUCCUCCGGCCGUUAGUUCUCAAUCGCAACAGUCAGAGAAUCAUGGCCCUGGUCAGGGCGCUCCGUUGUGUCUUAAUACCAGUACCCAUGCGCACAGAGCGCUUGGAAAUAAUACAAGAGAUGGGUAUAGUGGCAGCUCAGAUACAGUUUGCCCACCAGUGCGUCGGUCAAUGUUCCCGCUCAGCGCGCCGCGCAAGAAGUUGAGCUUUCAGAUGCUGGAUAAAGGGAAGAAUGGGAUAAGGGCUGGGUCUGGGGGUUUGUUUACGGAUGAGUCGGAUUUGAUUGAGCUUAUGCCGAGGUCGCAUACUCGGCAUGCGAGCGAUGCGACUGAGCUAGAGGAUGAGGAGGGGGCGGAUAAGAUGGUUAUUCAUAAGGAGAUUCGGUAUUCGAUUCAAUAUGAGGAUGAGGAUGAGGCUGAGUUAAGGAGGCGGGAGGAUUUGAAGAUUAAUUCUGUUGAUGUUACUGCUUAUGUAUAA